AGCUAACUAACGAUGUGCAGCUUGUUGAGGUCCGGUUCACCCGCGGGCGCAGCAAGCCCGCCGAAGUGGCGCAAGCCGCGCGCGGGGACCGCCGGCCGAGCGCGCGGCUCCGGGCGGCUGGGCUCGCUACGGCACGGCCGCCGCGGGCCACCCCCCUCCACCGGCGCGGCGCGUGGCGCGCUCCGUUCAACUGCUCGGCGGUCGCUCGGACUCGCUCGGCUCGCCACGGCUCGGCAGGCCCCGAUGCUCUCUUGUUCUCUGUUAUUAUUGCGCGAGAUGUUGUUGUUUUCGUCUGUGUGAGCGGAGUUGCAUGGCGCCUUAGACCUGUGUAGGCUUGUCGUUUAAUUGAAAUUAUUUGUUAGUCAGUUUACGUCCCUGGUGUGAGUGGAGUCGACGCCUCUGGGAGUGAUAUCGUUCGACGUGAUUCGGCAUUUAUUUGUCUGAAGUGAUUAGGUGUCACGAUGCCGCCCAAAAGUAGGAAACCAGUACGGAAGCGUUUUGUGAAAAAGAAAAGAACAACCCUGAGUCCAAACAUUAACACGGAUCCUCCGGAUUCUGUACAAGAGGUAAUUGUUUACUUCGUGACAAACUCGAUUGUUCGCAGUAUUAAGUUUGCAAUUUUAAGGUCUAUUCAAAAUUUUCAGGAACCCAGCGCCCUUGUGUCCUCUGAUGCCCCCAGUACUUCAAAUUCAAAUUUAGGAUGCCAAAGCAGAACCUUUGAGUCUGACCAUGAUUACGUCACUGCCUCACCUAGUGCUAGUGAAGCUGAAGUUAUUAUGGAGGAUGGAGCUCAAGAGAAGCCACCUGAAUCUGUGUUGCCAUCUGUCUCAGUAGAUUUAUUGAUGGACAUCAAGGGGAAAGUAGACUGGUUUCUGCAUCAAAACUGGAUAUCUAUAGUUCAGCAAGAUUCAAUAACAGUUGUCUUUGUGUGCCCUGGGAAAAAUAUUCUAAUUCAAAGGAGUUUAGUAUUUGAAAGUAAUGGCAACGUAGAAGUUUUUGUGCAUGGAGAAAAAGUAGAUGUGAAUCCGUUUAUGGAAGGGCUUGAUGUUUUUGAACCCUUGGAAGAAAAAAAUGUCAACCAGUUUGUCGACAGAAUGGUAACUGUUAUAAACAAUUUAAGAUCAAUGCAAAUUUGCAGCGGUUACGAUGAUGAAAAGUUUAAGAGUGUUUGGUCUCAGUGUUCACAAGGUUUUGUUGAUAAAAAUCCUUUUAGAGAAUAUCGAUAUGAAGAAACUUUCAGAUCUCCUUCCUGUCUUCGCCUUGUUCAUCAUAGAAAGUGGCGUUGCACUGAGUGUUCCAAGCUUUAUAAGCCUCUCAAACGAAAAUCUCUGUCUGCUGCUGUAGAUAGGCCGAAGUUGCAUACAGCUAAUAAAUACCUCACAGAAGAACAAAUGUUGACAAAACUUGCAGACCAAGCCAAUACUAUAAAUACAGCCAACAGGAAGAUUUCUCACAUGACAGAGAGAAUGCAACUUAUGUUAACUAAGAGUGGUGUUAACUUAGAUAAUGAUUUGUCUGACAAUCUUACUGAACUAUUGGAAAGUGGACAAAUGACUGAGGCAAAGUCAGUAUUCCUUCAACAGCAAGUAAAAGCUUCACAGAAGAAAAAUAUGGUUGGAAUGAGAUGGCACCCAACAAUGAUUAGAUUUGCACUUGCGAUCCAUCUGACUUCACCUGCUGCUUAUGAACUAAUGAGAGACACGGGGAUGUUAAAGCUACCAUCAGGCAGAACCCUUUUUGAUUAUUCUCAUGUGAAGCCAGUCCAGGAAGGAAUUGACCAAUAUGUUCUGGAUUCAUUAGGGGAGAGAGUUAGUAAAUUUUAA
Messenger RNA from Frankliniella occidentalis (western flower thrips), 1823 nucleotides. RefSeq lists its product as uncharacterized. Bases 462 to 1823 code for a protein of 453 amino acids. Lineage: Eukaryota; Metazoa; Arthropoda; Insecta; Thysanoptera; Thripidae. The record is from RefSeq and is a predicted model, not a curated record. The transcript has 3 exons.